CUAAUGCUGGGAGCUCAUAUGCUCGAGGAUCUGGCAGAUUGUGUUCAGUGUGAAUCUGAUUCUCUUAUACAGAGGGACCUGCGUUACAGUUCAUUGGGAAUCUUGAAGCUUUAUACAGAGGCAUCUGAGAAAACCUGUAGCCAUCAUACUGAGGGAUCUGAGAGAAUCUGUAGCCCUUUUACAGAUGCAUCUGAGAGAACCUGUGGCUCUUAUACAGAGGGAGAUCAGAUUUUGUUCAUUAGGAAUUUAGAGACUAUAUGCAGCAGAGGGACUGUAGAUUCUGUAUGCUGGGGGAGUUUACAAUUUAUGUACAGAAGGAUCAUACAAACGUGAGAGUACUGGAGCAGUCUAGCUGACCUGCACAGAAACCAUCCACAGGUAUCACCAUGUCCAGCAAGGAAAAGCUGCAAUAUCUAAAGGACUUUCACAAAGACAUCCUAAAACCAUCUCCUGGGAAAAGCCCAGGAACUCGGCCAGAGGAUGAAGCUGAUGGGAAACCUCCUCAACGUGAGAAGUGGGCCAGUAAGCUUGACUUUGUGCUCUCAGUUGCUGGAGGAUUUAUUGGUCUUGGGAAUGUAUGGAGGUUCCCGUACCUCUGCUACAAAAAUGGUGGAGGUGCAUUCCUUAUCCCGUAUUUUAUUUUCCUGUUUGGUGGGGGCCUGCCUGUCUUCUUCCUAGAGGUGGUUUUGGGACAGUUCACUUCAGAAGGAGGCAUCACCUGUUGGGAAAAAAUCUGUCCUCUUUUCACAGGUAUCGGCUAUGCCUCUAUUGUCAUUGUGUCCCUCCUGAAUGUGUAUUACAUUGUUAUACUGGCAUGGGGAGUGUACUACCUGCUGCAGUCCUUCCAAAGCCAACUGCCAUGGGCUCUGUGCCACCAGGCCUGGAACACCGAGAGCUGCGUGGAAGAUACAGCCCGGAAGAAUUUGACUAAAUGGCUGUCACUGAACAACACAAACUUCACCUCUCCUGUUACAGAAUUCUGGGAGCACAGAGUUCUCAGCUUAUCAAAGGGAAUAGAUGAUGUUGGGGUUAUAAAGUGGGACCUGGCACUGUGCCUGCUACUCACAUGGGUCAUCUGCUUCUUCUGCAUCUGGAAAGGAGUCCGAUCUACUGGGAAGGUAGUGUAUUUUACAGCUACGUUCCCCUUUAUAAUGCUCUUAGUACUACUGGUCCGUGGGGUCACUUUGCCAGGAGCUGCUGAAGGGAUCAAAUUCUAUCUGUACCCAGACAUCAGCCGCCUGCAGGACCCUCAGGUGUGGAUAGAUGCAGGGACACAGAUUUUCUUCUCGUACGCCAUCUGUCUAGGGGCCAUGACAUCACUGGGAAGCUAUAACAAGUACAAAUACAAUUGUUACAGGGACUGUUUGCUGCUGGGAUGCCUCAACAGUGGUACCAGUUUUGUGUCUGGCUUCGCAAUUUUUUCCGUCCUCGGCUUCAUGGCACAAGAGCAAGGUGUGGACAUUGCAGAUGUGGCUGAGUCAGGUCCUGGCUUGGCAUUCAUCGCUUACCCCAAAGCCGUGUCAUUAAUGCCGCUACCCACGUUCUGGGCCAUCCUCUUCUUUAUUAUGCUUCUGCUGCUUGGACUGGAUAGCCAGUUUGUUGAAGUUGAAGGGCAGAUCACAUCUUUAGUUGAUCUGUACCCAUCCUUCCUACGGAAGGGUUACCGGAGAGAGAUCUUCAUUGCAAUAGUCUGCUUCCUGAGUUACCUUCUGGGCCUCACCAUGGUUACAGAAGGUGGAAUGUAUGUGUUCCAGCUAUUUGAUUACUACGCUGCUAGUGGUGUUUGCCUUCUGUGGGUUGCGUUCUUUGAAUGUAUUGCUGUCGCCUGGGUUUACGGUGCUGACAAAUUUUAUGAUGACAUUGAGGGCAUGAUUGGCUACAGGCCAAACCCCUGGAUGAAGUGGAGCUGGAGUGUAAUCACACCCUUGCUCUGUGUGAGCUGCUUUAUCUUCUCUCUGGCCAAAUACACGCCACUGACGUACAACAAGUAUUACACGUACCCAGACUGGGCUAUUGGCGUUGGCUGGGGUUUGGCUUUGUCAUCUAUGGUCUGCAUCCCUCUGGUUGUAGUGUACCAUAUUGUGCGCUCUGACGGCUCUCUGAUUGAGAGGAUCAAGUCUGUAACAGCCCCCAAAGAAAGAAACCGAUGGGCCAAGGAGCCAGAGGGAUCAUCUCCUUUAUGCCCCAGUGGUGGUCUACAGAAGCCAACACAUGUCAUCGUGGAGACCAUGAUGUGAUACAGCCUAGUUACUCGCCGACCACUAACCCUCUGCUUAGAUGCAGAUUAUGGAGAUCUCUAUUUGCACUAGAAUUGAUUCUUCAGCUCUUAUAGAGAAUGUUGUACUAUAUAUAAGUGUGCGCGAGUGCAUAUUUUUUUAAUGUUUUAUAGGAAGUUUCUUAUCCCUCUUUGAAGAGGAGGAACAUUAUAUCAUGUUGAGGCUUUUAAGUCUGGAUUUUCUAUAUGUCUCAGUGUCUGUUUCUUCAACCUGCCACCCGUGGAGUGUUUGUGUAGCAGUGGUACUGUCCUAUCAGAUGACUAUGGCCAUCAGGCAUUUUAUAACCACAUUGCAAGAGUUAUACACAUCAGAUCAAGCUGCUGACACACAACCAAUGAGUCCAUUUUAGAUGAAGGAACAUAAAUCUGAGAAAGUUUCCUCUUGUCUUACCCAGUAUUAUACUGUGGAAGUGAAGAGACUACAGCUCUUCACAUAAGUACAUUAGUUAACAGAAACGACAUGAGCUGUUUUUCCUAAUGUCAUCUAUCUAAUAUGGUCAGAGCUUCAGUUGAACCCCAGAAAUAUAAAGUAAAUAUGAGACAGCACAUCUGUAGAACAGGGAUAUAUAAUUAUAACAUCUCUGAUAUUCUGAAACCAGGAAAUUAUCACAUACUAAUUACCACUGCUGGAGAACAUGACAGCGAAGGGUGAGAAAUUUGCAGAGUACAAUUAUAUUCCCUAUAUCACCAUGCUGAGUGGUACCAGGACUCUAGAUGCCAUAAGAGCCCUUCUUGCUAGCAUAGGGUCAAGAGACAAGGUUAUAGGGACCAGCUUAGUUUUUGUACAAAUUCUUUUUCACGCCUGAUGAAAUAAACUACCAGCUCCCCUGAGAAAUGACAUUUUAUCAAGAUUUGUCCACCAGCAGCUCUAGCAAGUUUCACAGGGUCUAUACCCUACAGACCAAUCAGUGUAGCUAUAUGUCGGGCACCUGACUAUGAUGUUAACGUUAGCUCUGUGAGUACUGGCACCUCCUCAGUCGUUACUUGUGUUGGCGUUAAUCUGUAGGUAGUGGUACUCACACAGUAAAGUGCAGUUUUAUUCAGAGGGAUUAUAUUAUAUAAGCAACUUUCUAAUUUACUCCUAUUAUCAAUUGUUCUUUGUCCUCUUGGUAUCUUUAUUUGAAAAAGCAAGAAUGUACGCAUAGGAGAAAGCCCAUUUUUGGUUCAGCGCCUGGGUAACAAUUUCUAAUGGACCGGCUCCUAAGCUUACAUUCAAAUAAAGAUACCAAGAGAAUGAAGAAAAAUUGAUAAUAGGAGUAAAUUAGAAAUUUGCCUAAAAUUGCAUGCUCUAUCGUAAUCAUGAAAGUUUAAUUUUGACUAGACUAUUCCUUUAAUGAAUUAACUGCCAUAUUCUAUACUCGCUUCGACUAUGAAUAUGUUGCUUCUGCAAGUACCUUGUAAUGUGUGCAAACCACCUGUGUCUUCAGGUUAGGUGUUUUUAAAAGGGAGAGAACUUACAAUUGGAAAGUUUUCAAUUUACUUAUAAUAUUACAUUUGUUUUGUUAGCAUGGUAUUCUUCUUAAAGAAAUGAAUAAGUUAGGUAGCGUGCAUGUCUAUAGCAUUUCAUGAAACACUGCUGCCAUCUAGUGCUCUUGUAAAUUAAUAUCAUUGUUUAAAUUACUGCUGCCAUAAUAUUAAACUUAAAAAAAGAAAAGCAUCUCAUAUAACAUAAACUUUACACCAAAUUAUAAUGAGCUAAGAAUUCCAGUAAAUGGAGGGAAAAUAUCAAACUUAACUUUUAAUGAUACUUAAAAUCAUAAAUCAAAGGCACCUCUGAGAAAGCAGUAGGCGAAACGCGCAUCAGGCAUUUGCCUACUGGACCCACUGUGGAAUCUUUGGUUAUGAUUAGAUCAUAUAAGUUUAAGAAGCUAUUCAGUGUGGGUUAUGUCCUAUACUUUUUGACAAUAUAAUUGUGGUGUUGACACAUACUAAGAGAAUAGGAUAAGCCCCUUUUAUUGUCCCCAUUUUUGUGGGAUUUCACACAGUCAUUUUUUAACUUGGCAUGUGCAUUCAAUAUCCUAUGACCUGGUGAUUAACUUCAGUGAUUCAACUGACUUAAAGGGACAUAAUACUCAUAUGCUAAAUCACUUGGAACUGAUGCAGUAUAACUGUAAAAAGCUGACAGGAAUAUAUCACCUGAGCAUCUCUAUGUAAAAAAAGGAAGAUAUUUUACCUCACAAUCUCCUCAGCUCAGCAGAGUAAGUGCUGUGUAAAAAGUUAUACUCAGCUGCAGCCCAGCUGCAGGAAAAAAAAAUGAAGAAAUGAACAGCAGCCAAUCAGCAUCAGCAGUGCUGAGGUCAUGAACUCUUUUACUGUGAUCUCAUGAGAUUUGACUUAACUCUCAUGAGAUUUCAUAGUAAACUUCCCUAAUCUGAAUAGGGAAAUAAUAUGAUAGUGUACAAGGCUCAUCUCUUCAGCUGUCCCAGGACAGACAUACUAAUAUGCAGCUUAGAAAUCCUUUACAAUGGGAUGUGGCUACUGAGGAACUUUUGAGGUAAAAUAUCAUUCUUUUUUUACACAGAGAUAUUCAGGUGAUAUUUUAUAGUCAGCUUUUUACAGCUAUGCUGCAUCACUUUCAAGUGUUUAAAUAUUUGGGUAUUCUGGCCCUUUAAGUUUGAUGAUUUUAGGUUUAUGGUUUAGUCUUUAUUCCCAACUAAAAUCUCUUUGACUUCCUAGUAGAUUAUUCCAUUUUAAAUGUUUUUAUUUCUUUAUGUUAGUAAAGUAUUAUUAAAAUUAACUUUUUAUAGUAUCUCUCCUCUUGGAAUCCUUAGUUCAUUAGAAUUUGGCGUUUUAUAUAAGGUGUUUUUCUUUUUUGAGUUUAAUAUUGUGGAUUUGUAGCACCUAGCGCCCACGGACUAUAAUUUGAGAGAUUUUUCUUCUCUCUGUAUAAUAAGUUUGGGUCUUUAAUUGAAACUGUUAAAGGGACAUGAAAGCUAACAUUUUUCUUUCAUGAUUCAGAUAGAGCAUACAAUUCCCAGGCGUGAAUUUCUGCUUCUUCAAAAAAAAGAUACCAAGAGAAUGAAGCAAAAUUGAUAACAGAUAUAAAUUGGAAUUUUUUUUAAAAAAUUUAUAAACUAACUCACAAAAGAAAAAUUGUGGGGUUCAUGUCCCUUUAACAAUAAUUUUUCUUACAAAUACGAAUAACCUCUCUGAUUUAAAACUACUGUCAUAUAAUAUCCCAGACACUUGCAUGCUCCUCAGCCUACCUACCCAUUUUUCAUCAAAGGAUACCAAGAAAAUGAAGUAAAUUUUCUAAUAGAAGUAGAUUGGAAACCUUUUAACAUUGUAUGUUUGAUCUAAAUCAUGAAAGAAAGAAAAAUGUGCGUUACAUGUCUCUUUAUUUAGGCAUUCCUGUUACUUUGCUGAUGUAACCAGCAGUGAUCUGAAGGAUAUGGCUAGAUUAGGAACCCCCCACCCCAAUCUGCAUGUCAUGUUUUCACAGGAUUAGUGUUUGGGUUAUAUAUGAAAACUCGCAGAUUUAAACUUAAUUCUUACAAAUAUAUAUCCUUUUUUCCUGAAGAAGCAGGUGUAUAUAAAUACUAUCUCUACAACAAGCAUUGCUACAAAAAUACCACUAGAUGGCAGUAAUGAGCCACAUGGACCAGCCUGGUGCAGAUGUUUGGAAACUCAUAACAGAAAAAAAUUACCAACUAUAAAAACUAAACUGAGCCCUGGGAGGCUGCCUACUAUUUUACUAAAUGACCGGCUCUGAGAUGUAACCUUUAGCAGACAAUGACACUGGGAGCAGACCUCACUGUAUCUGACCACAAUAUGCACAUUUGCUUUAUUUACACCAGCAGCAUUUUUAUGUGUCAUUCUGUAACAUUAGAAGCUUUUGUAAUCAAAUUUGAUGAGAAAAAGAAUAAAAGAUUUUAAGAAAAAAAA
Messenger RNA from Bombina bombina (fire-bellied toad), 6160 nucleotides. It is a transcript of the gene SLC6A6, whose product is annotated as solute carrier family 6 member 6. Gene Ontology annotation, cellular component: plasma membrane. Gene Ontology annotation, biological process: taurine transmembrane transport; neurotransmitter transport; sodium ion transmembrane transport. The transcript is spliced from 14 exons. Gene Ontology annotation, molecular function: taurine:sodium symporter activity. Lineage: Eukaryota; Metazoa; Chordata; Amphibia; Anura; Bombinatoridae. The record is from RefSeq and is a predicted model, not a curated record. Bases 387 to 2237 code for a protein of 616 amino acids.